UGUUCGUCACGUCAGGCAGUUGUGUUGGGAACGUCGUUGUUUUAAAAGGCUAAGAAGCUUUUUCCGGCCAGGAAUUUUGUUGCUGGCUAACACAGCCAUGAGUACAAAUGGAGCUGCCGAUAGAUACUCCAAUCAUACUCUUGAAAAGGUGGCGAGAACCAAAGCAACGAUUGAAAGUUUCUACGCAAACUUGAUCACUCAACACCAAGAGAGACAGAACAGAUGGAAAGUCUUGGAAAUGAAUAUGGAACAACAAGGGUUGACAGAAGAAGAGAAAAAAGAAUCAAGAAGCCAUCUUGCAAAGAAGGAAACAGAGUUUUUGAGACUGAAAAGAUCAAGAAUUGGGAAAGAAGAUUUUGAUUCCUUAAAGGUGGUUGGACGUGGUGCUUUUGGCGAGGUACGUUUAGUACAAAAGCAUGACACAGGCCAUGUAUAUGCAAUGAAGAUCUUGAGAAAAGAAGACAUGCUUGAAAAGGAACAGGUUGCUCAUGCCCGCGCAGAGAGAGACAUUCUUGCUGAGGCAGAAAAUCCUUGGGUUGUGAAGAUGUUCUACUCAUUCCAGGAUGGACAUUAUCUGUAUUUAGUGAUGGAGUUUCUUCCAGGUGGUGAUCUUAUGACGAUGCUCAUGAAAAAAGACACUUUUACUGAAGAUGAGACACGAUUCUACAUAGCAGAAUCAGUUCUUGCUAUAAAUUCCAUUCACCAAGUUGGAUUUAUUCAUAGGGAUAUUAAACCUGACAAUUUGCUGUUAGAUAGCAAAGGACACAUCAAAUUAGCAGAUUUUGGUCUUUGUACUGGUCUCAAGAAAGCACACAGAACAGAAUUUUACAGAGAAAUUUUACCAAGUGAUAUGAAAGAUUUCUCAUCAGCUGAACCAUUAGAUACAAAAGGCAGAGCAGCAACAUGGAAGAAAAACAGGAGACAACUGGCAUAUUCUACAGUGGGAACUCCAGAUUACAUUGCCCCAGAAGUGUUUCAUCAGACAGGUUAUAAUAAAAGCUGUGACUGGUGGUCAUUAGGAGUGAUCAUGUAUGAAAUGCUAAUAGGCUAUCCACCAUUUUGCUCAGAAAGUCCACAAGAAACAUACAAAAAGGUUAUGAACUGGAAAGAAACGCUGAUCUUUCCACCUGAGAUGCCCAUUUCAGAUAAUGCAAGAGGUUUAAUUGAAAGAUGGUGCUGUGAUCCAGAUAAAAGGCUCAGUAACAUAGAUGAAAUAAAAGCUCACCCAUUUUUUUGUGAUGUAGAUUGGCAAAAUAUCAGGGAUAGACCUGCGGCCAUUCCAAUACAUGUGAAAUCCAUUGAUGACACAUCUAAUUUUGAUGAAUUCCCGGAAUCAGAACUGGAUUCAAACUGGUUCAGAGACACAAAGUCAGAUGCGGCAGGUAGUAAAGACUGGGUUUUCCUAAACUACACAUUCAAGAGAUUCGAAGGACUCACUCAACGAGGUGUUAAGGUUCCACUGCUAUGAACAGCAUCUUGUAAAACAUAUUUUCCUGCAUACGUGAUCUUUUUUAUCUAUCUAGGUGUAAAUCUGAAGAUGAUACUUAUGAAGAACAUUAAUUUUGUCAGCAGAUUUUUUACUUCAUAAGUUUGCACAAGACAUGAGGGCUUAAUGAGAAUCACAAGAGUUCAUUUAGAUGCCAGGAAAGAAAAUGUAAUUCUUCAUUCUUGCAGAUUACAUCUGUAAUUGUCAUUAAUUUACAUAUUUCUUACACAUUCAUGCGACAGUCAACCAACACAAAUGCUGGUUGCAGUUCAUAAGUGCAUUGUUGACUGCAGUUUGGCCUCAUUAACGUUAAUGUUGUGAAAAUUGCAGCUUGAAAAUUUUUAAAUUCCUCAAGUGCAGCUACUCUGCAGCUAUCUCUGAUAGUAAUGUUCUUUCUCUUUUAAAUCUGGAAAAUUUGGUGGAUAAUGUAUGACUUAUGUUGCUUGUGGUUUACUACUGGUGAAGUCUACAGUUUUUUGCUUGUUUUUUCAGUUGAACAUCUUUAAAUAUGUAGUACCAUGCUCUCUCUCCCUUUGUGGUAUGACUUUGUACACUGAUUACUCAGAACAUAUCAGAAAAUCCUGGUUAAAUCUCUCCCCCUUCACUCCUCAGGUCUGCUCGAGUGUAGACAGUAGUACAAUUAUUCUUCUGUUAGUCAGUAAUUAGAUGCUAAUAUGCCUCAUUUGUGAAUGCUGUUAUAUUUAUUUUUUUAGACCCUGCCCUCUCCUUAAGAGAUAUGCAAUAAGUCUUUCUCCCCCCCCCAACCUCAAUCCCUCAAAAUGUUGUGUCAGCAGAGGGCUCUUAACCAGGAUAUUGUGGUAGAUGAUUUGCCUUUGGGCUGCUUUUCAUUACAAUUCUUAUCUGUGGUUAUAAAUAUUGUAACCUUCAUAAAAGGCUGGAGAGGUUGUAAUCUUUUAUGAAUAUCAAUAGCUAUCUUUUGAUAUUAUCUAGUGGUUAACUGACACAAGAUUUCAUAAAUAUUUGAUGCCGCGCUUAAGAGCUAAUAAAAGAAAACAUGCUAGAAACUAUUUUUGUUAGUUCGAAUUUGACCAUUUCCAAAGUACUGUUUUCAAGGUUUAAAUUGCAGUAUGUUUCAUAUUCAAUUGGGGUAAAAUAAUUUAAUGAAAAAUAGUCAUUAAUUAAAACUAAAUUGGCAGUAAGUAGAGUUAUAUAAUAAUUCAAGGUAAUAAAAACAUCAGCCACUUCCAUGUACAUUAGGGUAAACCAAGUUUAAAACCCAAAUCUUUACAUAUGUCGUGGUCUUUUAGAUUUGAUGGCACAAAAUUUUUGUACAGGUAUGAAUCAUUGUUCCAACUAUGGAAUAUGGUUUUUCAAUGUUAAAUCAGCUGGACAGUUAAGUGAUAGACUAAGUGGAAACUUUGUUAGAAAAUAAUUAUGCAUUUCAACUGCAAUAUUUGUACAGAAGGUCAAUAAGCAAUUCACGUGCAUCUUUAACAAUGCAACUGUAGUGUAAAUAGAAAUAAUAGAAAAACAGGCUCACAAAGAACAUUUCAGUGGAACACAUGACUUCUGAAUGAAGCUGAUUGGGUUCCUAGGUGUCAUUUAGUAAUCAUUCCAUUUUGAUACUCAAGUACAUGUAUUCAACUUAGCAGUGUUGUAGCCAAACUUUGUAAUUCCUGGGUCCAGUUGUGUAAAGGCUGGAUAACACUAUCCAAUGGAUAAGUGUUAACAAAAUAUACUGUGCUAUACACCAGAUGGAGAUUUAUCCAGUGGAUAACAUUGUCCAUGUUUUGCACGAUUGGGGCCAGGUGUAUGGUUAGAGUUUCCAAGAAAAGCCAGUUACCAGCAGUCUACCACUGCCUCAAGACCUCUAACUGGUGUUUGUUCAUCCUGUGAGCAAACUUUAGUGUUUGAGUUUUGCUUUACAUCACAGCUGUCUAUUGCACCAUCAACAGCAGCUUAUUAUAUUGAAACCCCAUGUAAAGUUACAACUAAGUUCUUUCAAUAUCAUGGGGUGAGUGGAGUCGUGAUGUAUGACAAGUUAUGACAAGUUUAACAAUGCUCUUAGUAUGAAAACCAUACAUGUACGCAAGAAAUAAUUUAAUUUGUGGAUUAAAACUAUCAGUUGUAACAGUAUUAAAAGAUGUAAUGCAAUAAUGUUUGUCAAUUUUGUUAAUAAUUAACAUAUCUUAAAUCUAGCCAGAGUACUGUUUGAACUAUCAAUGUGUUUAGGUGAGAGUGAGUUUGACAAAUAAAAUAACAACA
Pocillopora verrucosa is the source of this 3712-nucleotide messenger RNA. Its product is annotated as serine/threonine-protein kinase 38-like. The record is from RefSeq and is a predicted model, not a curated record. Gene Ontology annotation, molecular function: ATP binding; protein serine/threonine kinase activity. Gene Ontology annotation, biological process: intracellular signal transduction; peptidyl-serine phosphorylation. NCBI's taxonomy places the organism in Eukaryota, Metazoa, Cnidaria, Anthozoa, Scleractinia, Pocilloporidae.